GACCGUCGAAUGAUGGGCAAUUGGGUGAUAUCAGUUAGAAAAGUGUGAAAAUUGACUUGUUUCCAAUUCUUUUGUGUCUGCUCUGGUGACAAAUCUUUUUUGGCACAAUCAUGUGAGUCAACAGAGUCGUGUUUUAAUUAUCUUAUCGGAUGUAAUAAUAUAUCCGUUAAUGGAAUAAAGAGCUGGACGUCAGGGUGUGUGCUGCGGUACGGAGAGCUUGCUGAUUCUUGGAUCGAGCAAAGGGAGUUUUUGUUUGUUUGGGAUACAUCUUGAGGCUGUUCGGGAGAGCGAGAUGGCUCCUGUUUUAAGAGUCAGCCUGGAGCCAGCAGUCUGCCAGAAGUUAAGGACCGACUCUUUGACCUCCCUCCCCCCCUAUCAGUCCGUUCUCCUGUCCGAACGUGCGGGCCGAUCUUCCCCCCUCUUGUUGAUCAGCAUGACAAAGCACUGGCCGGAGCAGAGCCUCUUGGCAGUACCCACUCUGUCCCACCUCGGAGAACACCACGACCAUCAACUUGACUUCCACAGAGAUGCGCAGCGGAGUUUACCCCUCCGCGGUGUAGCGCGGAGCACUCAAGCCCAGCAUUGGCUUCACCACCCGGCUCAGAUGGUUCCCCAGCAGCCUUCGCGUCACGAGAAGCCCGCAGCGCGCCACGAACACCUCACCACCGGCACCAGCGCGCCCGCACCCAUGGAUCAAGACGCAUCGUGCCGGAAUCCUCAAGAUGCCCCGCACAAACAGGAAAGUAUCGCCGGGGACUCGUGGAGUAGCGGACGGGAGAAUAGUGGCACCGGCGCCGGGAAGAAAAAGAACUAUCAGCGGUAUCCAAAACCACCGUACUCAUACCUCGCUAUGAUCGCCAUGGUCAUCCAGAGAUCACCAGAGAAGAAACUGACACUAUCGGAGAUCCUCAAGGAGAUCAGCACCCUCUUCCCAUUCUUCAAAGGAAACUACAAGGGCUGGCGAGAUUCUGUGCGACACAACCUCUCCUCCUAUGACUGCUUUGUGAAGGUGCUGAAGGACCCGGGCAAACCUCAGGGCAAAGGCAACUUCUGGGCGGUGGAGCUGAGCCGUGUUCCUCUGGAGCUCCUCAAGAGGCAAAACACGGCCGUGUCGCGCCAGGAUGAGACGAUCUUCGCCCAGGAUCUGGCGCCCUACAUCCUGCAGGGACACAAGGCAGAAUCGGAGCCGCCCCCAGCCCCCGCCCCCGUCACCACCCUCCCACCUAUGCACUCCAGAAACCCAUCCCCACCACAAGAGGAUUUGUUCCGACCCAAGCUGGAUUCAUCCUUUGCCAUCGACUCUCUGCUGCACAGCCUGCGGCCGCCCAGUGCCUCUGGGGACGUGGAGGUGUCCACCAGGGACUGCUGGGGGAAGGUGGAGCGCCCGCGAUCUUCACCGCCUCCACGACCUCGCUACGCCUCCUCUGCUCGAAGUGCCUCGGCUAGCUCUGCCAGCCCAGCCUCCACCUCCUCCUCUGAUGAGGAGUGGAAGGGGAUGUCACUGUCUGGGAAGCGUGUUCCUUUCGAUGGCGAGGCCGGUUCAGACGGGUACGACGACUACAGACCGCCGCUGCACAAAUCGGCCCGACGGGAGACUGUUGCACCUCCCUGGGAGCUCCCCACCUCCUACGCCAAAUACGCCCCGCCAAACGCCGUCGCCCCGCCCAGCAUGCGGUUCAACGGAGGUCCUCUAAUGCCUCUGCACGGCGGACUUCCUCUUUACGGCUAUGGCAGCUCUCCUGUAGCACCGGGUCACUUCUUAGGCCACGCCUACUGGCCCAUCCUCCCCAGCGGGCGAGUCUCCGUCCAAGCAUCUCCCCUCAUCAUGGACCUGGACAACAUGUUGCAGUCUGUGCCUCCCAAUAAGAGCGUGUUUGACGCGUUAGUGCCGACCAAUCAGAACUCUCACUCACAUCAUCAACCACCCAGUCAGUACGGCCUGCAGAACGGGCCUCCUUUAAACAGGUACCCUCAGUACUGACUGACAGUGACUCCUUUUAAACAGACUGAGAUACACUCAGAAAUGCAAAGAUGCUAAAAACUAUGACGCAGGAUGGGAGGUUUAAUGAAGAUCCACAAAGGAAACACAUUUCUGCAGCAAAUUCUCCUAAAUUAAAUCUCAAUCGCUACCACCAGUUCAACAAAGGUGAACUGUUUAAAGGGACGGUGCACAUGCAUAUUUCUCUCCUCCGCUGCAGUGCUUUUUAUCCAUCUAGAUUGUUUUGGUGUGCGUUGCAGAGUUUUGGAGGAUAUCAGCCUUUGUAACAUUUAGCUAGCCCUCUUGUCCAUGAGUAGAUGCACACUUGACUACAUGGUUUCAUUGGAGAAAACGUACCUCCAACAGCUAUACAGCAAAACAAGUAUCUACCUCAGUCCUCCAAUGACAUGGAGUGUGUAUUACUAGAGGCUCUUUCCACCUCCGAUCACAUUUGCACUGCUUUGUUUUUAUAUUAUCCCCAUGAAUUUGUUGUCUACCUGUUGUGACCGCUGAAUGUUUUGUCGGAUUUAAUCUUGGAUUUUACAGUCGUAUUAAAACAGAGCAGGGCUUUAGAUGGUACAAACAGUAAAAAUCAAGCUAGAUUUAUCCUUAUUUUUUUUUUAUAAUAAGCCUGUUAAACAGAAAAUACAAUAUUCAUAAACAACCAGCACAAUUUCAGGGAAACAUCCAUUGUGGUGUUGUUGUUGUUGUUGUUGUUUGUUCUGACAAUGAAAUACAGGACCAGUUGUUUACCAUAAUGAUUUUCCUAUAAUUGGCUUUUUCAUUUUAGUGUUUACUGAUUUAAAAAAAUAAUGCUUUUGGUGAAGAAAAACAAGCUACAGUUUAGAUUACAGUCGAUCUGUGGAGAUGCUGCACGUUCUCAGGACACUGGAGACAAUCAACCACUGUACAACAAAUCUGCCUCAGGGUUUUUUUAAACGUUUCCUGUGGACCUUGCACUGCCGGUUACUUGCACUAUUUUGAUGUCCAUAGGAUCAUAUUCUAAAGGGAAAUUGCUUAUAAAUGUCUUGCCUCAGUGGCGAGUGAAUGUUUGGUUAGUAUUUUUUUUAAACCAUUUUCCUGUCCGGUCUUUGUCAAAAGUUUGUACAGAAAUGAGCUGAAGUGAAAGCAGCUCAGAUGUUUAAGUAUCAAAAAGAAGGUUAUGGAGUUGAACAGGGUAUGUAAUAAAGUGCUGUGUAUUUUAA
Messenger RNA from Acanthopagrus latus (yellowfin seabream), 3183 nucleotides. RefSeq names its product forkhead box H1 (gene foxh1). Bases 293 to 1981 code for a protein of 562 amino acids. Gene Ontology annotation, biological process: regulation of DNA-templated transcription. The transcript has 4 exons. Gene Ontology annotation, molecular function: sequence-specific DNA binding; DNA-binding transcription factor activity. The record is from RefSeq and is a predicted model, not a curated record. Lineage: Eukaryota; Metazoa; Chordata; Actinopteri; Spariformes; Sparidae.